Molecule: messenger RNA, 3315 nt
Organism: Mixia osmundae IAM 14324
Lineage: Eukaryota; Fungi; Basidiomycota; Mixiomycetes; Mixiales; Mixiaceae
Exons: 12
Coding region: 67-3027 (986 amino acids)
Biological process (GO): SRP-dependent cotranslational protein targeting to membrane; DNA damage checkpoint signaling
Cellular component (GO): endoplasmic reticulum membrane; signal recognition particle receptor complex
Molecular function (GO): GTP binding; ATP hydrolysis activity; signal recognition particle binding
Source: RefSeq, a predicted model, not a curated record
GCUCUAUCAAUCAAUCACAUCUACCGACCCGAUCAACGUCAUCGCCUCGAGUCUCUAGAGCGCAGGAUGGAGCUCUCACCCGGCGCACUGAUCGAUCAUGCGUCCAUCUUCACCAAGGGCGGCCUAGUGCUCUGGUCACGCAGCUACGGGAGCUCCCGCAAUCCCAUGAACAGCCUAGCAAGAGAUGUCCUCAUCCAAGGCAGAUCUCACUCCUCCCUCUCUGCCGACGAAGCGCAGACAUGGGAGUGUGAUAAUCUCUCUGUGGGCUAUACGCUCGCCAACGAGUACGAUCUCAUUCUGGCCAUUGCUCAUCCUCGAGUGAUCCAAUUGAGCUACCUGCCUGCUUUCCUUGUGGCUCUCAAGGCGCUCUUCAUUUCCAUGUUUGCAACGAAGCUGUCGGCCUUGUCGAACGCUCUCAAGGUGAAUGCUGUCGAGGCAUUAGCGCAGCAGUUGGGAGGUAUCAGCCUGGCGAGCCCGGACUGGCUGCAAGGAUGGGAUGCCGCCUUUGCCAGGUUGUUGCAACAGUUUGACAAGACUUCCUCAAGGGGAAUGAAAGCGACAAAGACGCCCGGACUGGCUGUCGCCUCGCCCGAGGACAGCGAUAGCGCGCCUGCGUCAGAGCCAGAUCAACCCCUCGACGGAAAGGCGAUAUCAAAGAACAUGGCAGCCUUCAAAACACGGCAGAAAGGUCUGCGCGGUGGCAAGCAAGCUUCUCGUCCCAGUUCGAGAGCCUCAUUGGCAGGCAGCGGAAGUGACACUGGACCUGAAUCUGAUGCAAAGCGAAAGGCGAGCAAAGUCAUGAGGAAGUGGGGCGACGGUGUGCCAACGGAGGAGGACAUGACCGCACUCGAUUUCAGCUCGAACGAUGCGAACGGUCAUGAGGAGAUUGCUCCUUCUGGCUUGGUAGAUUCCAGAGCGAUGGGCCAGGUAGAUCGAAAUGGCCUCUACAAUGUCGCAGAUUACGCGCUACCUGCUGCUGCCCCUGCCGAAGCAUCUACCGGCGGCCUGGGCAGCCUAUUCAGCAAGCUUACCGCAUCGGUAGGAUUGGGCUCGAGGAAGCUGACGGCAGAAGAGCUCAAGCCUGUGCUGUCGACGAUGAGAGAGCAUCUCAUGAAUCGCAAUGUAGCGAGAGACGUGGCAGAGAAGAUCUGCGAGUCCGUCGGCCAGUCCUUGCAAGGAACGACCCUAUCUGGCAUGGCGUCCGUCAAGACGGAAGUAAGGAAGGCUUUAGAAGUUGCUCUGGUGCGCAUCCUCACACCGCGUACGUCGACCGAUGUAUUGCUCGAGAUCACCCGCAAGCGAUCCACUUCAAUCAUGUCUGCUCCUACCCCCUAUGUCAUCACUUUUGUCGGCGUCAAUGGCGUCGGCAAGUCGACGAAUCUCAGCAAAGUUGCAUUCUGGCUACUCCAGAACAAGCUACGAGUGAUGAUAGCGGCUUGCGAUACUUUCCGGUCUGGCGCAGUCGAACAGCUUCGAGUCCAUGUCAACAAUCUCUCCAAGCUGUCUGUACAGCCCAGAAUAGAUGGUCGCAGUUCGAUCGAGCUUUACGAGCGAGGUUACGGGAAAGAUGCAGCAGGCAUUGCCAAAGACGCCAUUGCCUACGCCAAGCAAGAAGGUUUCGACGUCAUCUUGAUCGACACUGCGGGCAGAAUGCAGGAUAACGAACCGCUCAUGCGUGCCCUCGCCAAACUCGUCAUGGUCAAUCAACCGGAUAAGAUCGUCUUCGUGGGCGAAGCACUCGUAGGCAAUGAAGCUGUCGAUCAGCUCAAGAAAUUCAACGACUCGCUGCGCAAUUUCAGCAAUAGUCAACGAGGUGUCGAUGGCAUCAUCGUGAGCAAAUUCGAUACGGUCAGUGAGAAAGUAGGCGCGGUCCUCUCGAUGACUUAUACGACUGGCGCACCGGUCUUGUUCGUCGGUACUGGCCAACAGACAUACUCGGAUCUCCGCUCACUGCGCGUUCAGCAUAUCGUUCAAGCACUCGUCCGUACGCGGCUCACUGCUCGAUCUCAGCAAGGAAACAUCCUGGAGGCCGAAGUGGCAGAUGUCAAGCCGAUUGCGACUCUUCUGCGCUCCGUCGCUUUUCAUCCGCGAGCUAUCGUCGUCGUGACGUCUACCGGACUCAAUGUGACGGUAGAAGCAGGUCGAGCGCUUCAAGCGCACGCAUUCCUUCAAAAAGCCGUCUUUGAACGAUUCUCCUUUCACCCUCCCACAGACGGUCCUUCGCCAGGCCCACUGACAGCAGAAGAUCAAGACGAGAUCGAGCUCAUCUUCGAGAUCCGACUGACUACUUUGCUACAAUGCCUCGAUAUCUUUGGGGGAGCGGCCUCAUCUUCUGCUCAUACUUUGCUCAGGAAGAGAGCGUGGCAAGAGGAGGAAGAGGAGGGGGAGGAUAAACCUGCUUGGGCGAGAGAGACGCGGUCGAAGACGCCGAACGAGAGAGAUGCGAGGAAGACGGCGAUGAAGCUGUCUUAUCGCGGUGUAGGUCACCCCUUGGUCCUACUAUUGGAAGAAAGCGGCGUAGUGACGACUUGCGAAAUUACGACGUUCGUACCCGAGGAGAUCCUCGAUAUCAGCUUCAGGGAAGAGCUUCGCGUUCAGAAAGUCAUCAUGAAGAGCGAAUGGCUUCUCAACGCAUUGUCGGAAGCUGAGAAAUCCUGCGAUAGGAUAUGCUUCACUUUUGCGUCGGCCGAGGAUAAUCCUGCUGCUAUCCGAGCUGGUCGACCUCGUCCUCUCUUCCGUGUUGAAGCCCUCACCGACGUCGGCAGUAGCGCAGAAAUGGAAUUUCCUUUUGAUCAGGAUAUCGUCGAGUCUUUCGAAUGCGUCGGCAUGGUCAGCAAUACCUACAAGUUUGACCACCUGCGCUUCGCUUUCAAUGCCCUAUCUGCUUCUACCAAAACAUCCAUGCGAACAGAUGAGGAAGGAUUGCUGUCGCUGCAAUUCAUGCUGCCCAUGAGCUCAGCACGAGGAAGGGCAAAACCAAGUAUUGGCUAUGCCGAAUUUCUGUGCUUGCCGUUAUCAGAGACCUGAUUGUACCAUGUUAUACAACAUCCAUGCAUUGCCAGCCUACUCAAGACAAUAUCUCUAACCAAGGAUCACUGGCUCUAGCGCUCUUGGUAGGAGAUGUCGAGAGAGCCGGCGUUGAAGCAGGCAAGUAGUCACUGACGAUAUCGUCAAAUACGUCUACAGCUGUACGGGUCCUCAGCACGAGAUACAUCCUACAUCAGUGAGCAUACCAGAUCGUGCAGGAACAUCUCUGAUGACAGAUUGCUGCCAUGCUGGCUGGGUCAGCCCGAGCGUGAUCAAACGACGCAAAGU